Dovyalis caffra is the source of this 423-nucleotide messenger RNA. The record is from the annotation of a GenBank genome assembly. Lineage: Eukaryota; Viridiplantae; Streptophyta; Magnoliopsida; Malpighiales; Salicaceae.
AUGGAUUUGCCACCCAGCAAAACAUCACCUCUUAAGGGGAAAAAAGAUGCGGAAGGCUGUCUUUCUGAAUCAUCACCUUCUGAAUCAUCACCUGAAGGUGGAUACUCUGAGAGCUCUGAAGAAGGUUCACCGAUUGUCAAGGUUCGUAGAGAAGGGGAAAACUUCUCUCCAGAAACUGCAACUGCUGAAAGAUUAAAGCUCAUGCUUCAUCCAACUAAAAGGCUCCGCAACCACAAUGGUGGAAAAGUCAGAAACUUUAGUCCCACCUCAUCCUGUCCAACAGGCACUUCCUAUAACAUAGUAACACUUUCUGCUCCGUGUCCACAGAGCAUUUUUGAAACUGAGUUGAAUCCUGAGAUUUCAGAACUAAACCAAGGGGAUGAACUGGAAAGGUAUUCCUUUCUGCACUUAAGACAGAAAUGA